AUGUCACAGAACUGGAAACCUGCUAAUCUGCCUUUGGCUGGCAACUUCCAGCGCCGAGCUGAGCUUGGACCAUGGAGCCCAAAGUCGCCGAGCCCAGCAAGGAGCCCGAUCCUUUGCUCGCUCCUCGGACCGGGAACUUUCAUCUCUGGAUUGCAUGCAGCCAACAAGGCACUGAUCUGCUGGUGUUCGAACCCCUACAUGCGCGACACAGUUGUUAAGGUGGCGGAUGUCGGCUUCUUAGGCCUGUUAGGGUCCUUGUCGCUGGCUGCAGCCUGGAAUCCCAAGAGUACCUUGAUGAACAUCCAGCCUCUGAUCCUGCAAACCGGAUUCUCGCAUCUUGUUCUCGAGAUGCUCUUCAAUGGAAUUGCCAUCCCUGCCAUGUGUGCGUCUGCAGUCCUUGAAAAUUCGGAUGACAAGAUUGUCCGGACAAAACGGCAAGAGAUUAUGGAGAAAGCAGCUGCAAGGAAUGUCGCUCAAGACAGAGUGAGCAUGACGGUGGUGAGUGACGUCGAGCCUGACACGGGAAGCCAGACGGGCCUCAGGAAGGACAUUUGGCUGCAUCACUUCCUGGCGGUCGCAGCCUUCAUAGUGGUGUUGACCAAAGGAGAGUUCACUGAAGAAGCUACCAUGCUCACUUCUGUCGAAUGCACUUGCGCGCUGCCCGUAGCGUUCGGUCAGGCAGCGAAGGCGAAGCAACUGAAGGGCUCGAGAAGCAUUGUGCUUGCGGUCCUCAUGUGCUCAGGAUUUAUUCUCCGCGUCCUCCUCUCCGCCAAGCUGACUCUGCCUCGCGUGCUCGAGUUGAUCUCAGUACUCACAGGAGCUGCGAACCCGGAGCUCAGGACAGUGUCAGGGCGAGUGUUGGAGGGAAGCAUCAUGGAGCCUCAUCGUGUCAUGCUUGUCUUGUGCUCGUUUGGACUAACAGGUCAUCACCAAAGGCAGAGGGCCGAACAACAAGAACAAGAGCGAAGGAGGGGGCCAGAAGGACGCUGGUCUCCAGCCGCAGGCGUCGUGAUGCGUUCAGUGUGCGAGGAGGGUCAGAAGAAUGUGCUGGGCAAGUGGGAGGAGGACAAGGACGCUGAGCUAGUCUGA
Molecule: messenger RNA, 1089 nt
Organism: Guillardia theta CCMP2712
Lineage: Eukaryota; Cryptophyceae; Pyrenomonadales; Geminigeraceae
Exons: 15
Coding region: 1-1089 (362 amino acids)
Source: RefSeq, a predicted model, not a curated record